Molecule: messenger RNA, 1890 nt
Organism: Sabethes cyaneus
Lineage: Eukaryota; Metazoa; Arthropoda; Insecta; Diptera; Culicidae
Gene: CycB3
Product: G2/mitotic-specific cyclin-B3
Exons: 4
Coding region: 1-1890 (629 amino acids)
Biological process (GO): regulation of cyclin-dependent protein serine/threonine kinase activity; mitotic cell cycle phase transition
Cellular component (GO): centrosome; cytoplasm; nucleus
Molecular function (GO): cyclin-dependent protein serine/threonine kinase regulator activity
Source: RefSeq, a predicted model, not a curated record
AUGGCUCCAGCCAAGCAGAAUGGAGGAAGCACAGCUAUGCUGCCUCUGCUCAGAAAGGUGGUAUCCACUAGAUCCAAAGCAUCGAACAAUCAAAACCAAAAUCCCGACGAUCAACAACCGGUGGUGCCGCGUGGUAAGCGGAAAGCCGAUCACAGCCCACUAAAGAACGACCGGGGGGUGAAGCGAUCGGCACUCGGCAAUCUAACCAAUGCCGCCGUUCACCAGACGGUGGAACACGACGGAGGAGACCUGAAAGGUGGCGGCGGCUUCAAGGGAUCGAAAGCAACGGCGGUGUCGGCGGCCACGAAUGGCGGUGGCGCUGUUACCACCCUCAGCAAGCAAGCUUCACAGCUUAUGCAUCAACUGACGAAUAACAUCGUUAACAAAAAGACUGCUACCGGCAAGGCAACAACAACCUCCGGAAAGACAGAGGUCUUUACCAAACCCGAUCCAGAUGGACCGAAAACACGAGCGGCUACAAAGAUUCUGACACGCGCAGCAAGCCGUCAGCAGCUGAGCAUAAAGAAAACUACCACUAGCACUCGAACCACCAAAGCAGGCCAAACAUCGGUGUGUGAAACCUUGAAAGAGGAAUUUUCCGCUGUUGCCAAAACCAUCGUUAAGGUGGACAAAUGUUACAAAGAGGAGAAAUUGCAAACCACCGCAACCACAACAACCGCGGCGGCUGGUCAGUUGGUUAAGCCAAAGCGAAGAAUCUCCAAUGACUUUGAGAAGACUGACGAGAGCCUGUACGUGUCCGCCCUGGAGGAUAUCACAUCCAGUGGAUCGCUUCGGCUAUCGGACAACUUUGGAAAGGUUUCCUCCCAGUCAAGCAGUCCGAGUGAAGGAGUAAUCGUUAUAACAGAUACACCGUCACCGGACAAGCGGAUACCACUGGGAGUGGAAGACUAUGAUCAAUCGAACUGGAACGACAUCUUUCAGGUUUCGCACUACGCUCACGAGAUCUUCACCUAUCAGCAGGAACGGGAGCAGCAUUUUCUCAUUCCGGACUAUAUGGCCAAGCAGCCGCACAUUAGCAAGUGGAUGCGAGCGCUGCUCGUCGAUUGGAUGGUGGAAAUUCAGGAAUCGUUUGAGCUGAACCACGAAACCCUCUACCUGGCCGUGAAGAUUGUCGAUAUCUAUCUGUCGAGGGCCGAGGUCCAGAAGGACUCGCUGCAAUUGCUGGGAGCUGCCGCUCUCUUUAUAGCUAGUAAAUUCGAUGAACGAAUCCCGCCAACGGUGGACGAUUUUCACUACAUCUGUGACGGUGCGUAUCAGCGGCGCGAAAUGAUUCUGAUGGAAAUGACUGUGUUCAAAACAAUCGGGUACGAUUUGGGCAUUCCGCUGUCCUACCGCUUCCUGCGUCGUUAUGCUCGCGUCAACCGGAUCGAUAUGCCGGUGCUGACGCUGGCACGCUAUAUCCUGGAGUUCAGCCUGAUGGAUUAUGCCAUCGUACAGCAGCGCGACUCGAAGCUGGCCUGCGCAGCACUAUUCAUUGCCAUGCGAAUGAACAAUAUGCCCGGUUGGAACAAGACGCUGGAGUUCUACUCAGGCUACAAAAUCGAAGACUUCGCUGAGAUUGCCAUCCUGCUGAACAACAUCAUGACGAGCAAGCCGAAGGAAUCGCUCAACACCGUUCGGCACAAGUACUCCCACGAGCUGUUUUUCGAGUCGGCCAAGAAGCCUUUUAUCACCGAUCUGACCAAACUAUUCGACACAACCGGCUAUCAGGCGCCGGUUUCAGUGAAAAAGACGACAACGACUUCCGGAAACAACAACACCAGCAGCCAAUCCCACCAGAGUAAGUCACCGACCGCAGGCUCACCAACGGUUUCUUCCACUACGGCCACACCAGCCGCGGGAACAACAACUACGACUACAACAGUUUGA